AUGGUCGCUCAUUCCUCCGAAGGGUUACCCGCCACCGAGCUGGCGACGUCCGCAACCGUCCCGGAGGUCGUCGCCCAACUCAAAGGCGGCGUCGAGAAAAAGGCCCAAGCGCCGGCGGCCGACCUCAAGACCAAGCUCCCGACUGUCGACGAGCUCCGUCGAGGCAUCCCGGCGCAUUGCUUCGAGCGCAAGCUCAGCAAGUCCUUCUACUAUCUUUUCCAGGUUUGAAAAUGGGGAAAUUCUUGAAAAUUUUCUGUCAAUCCACGUAGAAAAGAUUAGAAACGCAGUACGUCUAAUCGUAAUUUUUAUUCUGAAUUUUUUUACCUUAUGACACGGUGGCGUAAUAUAAAAUGUUUUGUACGCAAUGCACACAAUGCACAAAACGCGACGCGCAAAAAGACGAAAUUUAUUUUUUUAUUAUGAAAAAAACAUUUUUCUAGCUGUUUUUCAAGGGAGAAAAUUUCAUAUAUGUCUUGAGUGUGAUUUUUAAAAAAACAUAAAAAUCAUGAAAAAAAGGAAAUUUCGAGACAUGUGUGAACCAAGUUCGAUACUCACAAUAUAUUUCUUUUUUGCUCCUUAUUUUCAAAAUUAAAGCAAUUUUUCAAGGUUUUGAUUAUUUUUCAUCCCAUAUUAACAGUUUCUAAUGAUAUUGAACUAUUCUUUUAUUAAAAUACUUUUUUUUUUCUUCGCAGUGUUCACGGAUUUUUGUAGCCCUGCGGCAGGAAAUACAGAAUUCCUCCUAUAAAUCAAAUCAAAACUCUCAUAAUUCCAGGACUUUGCCGCCCUGGGCCUGCUCUACCUGGCGGUCCCCUACUUCGAGCAGUACGGAGGCCUCCUCGGCUACCUGUUCUGGAACUGUCUGAUGGGCGUGUUCGGGUUCGCGUUGUUCGUCGUCGGCCACGACUGCUUGCACGGCUCGUUCAGCGACAACCAGACGCUCAACGACAUCGUCGGCCACGUCGCCUUCGCUCCCCUCUUCUCGCCCUACUUCCCCUGGCAGAAGAGCCACAAGCUCCACCAUGCGGUGAUUAUUUCCCCCCAAAAUCGAGGAAAAGACAAUUUUUCAGUCAAAAUAAGUAGAUAACUGCUUAGGAAUUUUAGAGUGGUCCCUAUAGGUAAAAAAUUAAAGUGGUUCCUGUAGGGGUUUAGGGUCUGACCUGAAGCUUAAGUGACCCUUCUAGGGACCACUUUACCGACCCCUAUAGGGACCCCUAACGAUUAAAGGGUGGUCACUGUAGGGUUUUCAGUUAGUGGCCUCUAUAGAGGACAUGAUAGUAGUAAUGUUUAAUGAACUCUAUGCGAAAAACUGAUUAAAUAGCCAUUUUUUGAAUAAAUUGAACGAUCCCUAUAGGGAACACUCAAGCUUUAGGGGCUAAGAGAAUAGAUCUUGAAGCCCUAUAGGGAACACCUAGAUUUAACCCUAUAGGGACCACUUUUUUCGGCUUUUCGGCUCUAGGCGCUCUUCAUCCUUCUAAUUUCUAUAGGGAUCACUCUGAAAUUCCUCAAUACCAGGCUGAAAAUCAAAAAAAUGCCAUUUCCUUUUUUUCUGAUUCCUCUGAACUAUAAUAGCCUAAUUUAAACCUUUUUUUAAAAUUUUUUUAUAUUCCAAAUAAUCAUCGUUUCGCAGUUAUCUAUUUUUUUCUCUGAUUUUUUUAAAAAAAUUUUUCUAUCCCUGAUUUUUUUCUUGCGAAAGUAUUUGGAAACUCAAAAAAUCCCGUAUUUCAGUUCACCAACCAUCUCGAAAAAGACCACGGAAUCCCCUGGACCCAGGACAAGGAUUAUUUGACCUGGCCCCUUUGGAAGCGAAUUUUCAACCCGUUGCCGUUCUCCGGAUGGAUCAAGUUCGUUUUAAAAAUAUUCACCGAAAUUACGAUCGAAAAUCAAGAAGUUUCCGUGUUUUUUGUUCUUUUAUUGCACAAAUUGGUGUAGUUUUUUAUCUCGGUUCCGUCUGGUUUGACGUCGUAACCCGUCUUUUGGUUCUCCUUAUCUAAUUUCCCGUUUUCUUGCGAUUUGAGCUUCUUUUGGUGAUAAGAUCAUUGGAGAAAGUGAAAGAAGUAGAACGACUUUCUUGAGACUACGGAGUGGAGCUAGGACAGGGUCCUUUUUUAUGAAAAGGGAAUAUAGGAUAGAAAUGGUCUUGAAUAGGGGUAUUUAGGGACCUUGGGAACUCCAGAGAGGUCCCUAGAGGGGCAAUCUUAGGGGUACUUUGAGAAUCCCCUCUAGGGGCCACUUUACCAACCCCUAAUCAAACGAAAUUGGAUGACCCCUAUAGUGACCACUUAAGCUCCGGGGGUGAGGGGUCAGACCCUGAAGCCCUAUAGGAACGACCUUGAUUUAACCCCUAUACGGACCACUUUUUUCAGACCAUAGGGACUUUUUAACUUUCUAUUCCUCUAGGGACCACUUCACGAACCCCUAUAGGGGUUUUAGUUAGUAGUCCCUAUAGGGGACAUGCUAGUCGUUAACUGUUAUGAACUCUAAGCGAAGAAGCAUUCCGAUGGGAAAAAAUAAAGAAAGAAACAGUUUUUGAAUGAAAUAGAAAGACCCCUAUAGGGCCCACUUGAGCUUGAGGGUCUGAGGGCUGAGACCUUUGAACUAGAGUUCACCAAACCGAUCAUUCAACCAUUUCAAUUGAUCAAACUAUUGACAUGUCACUGUUCAACCAAAUUUUAACAUGUCAUUUUUUGAGAGAUCGUUUAUUAAAUCAGUUUUUGAUCUCUUACAUUAAUGAUCAGUCAUUGGAUUUUUAACGUUUUUGAUAUAUCGAUAUUUUUGACCAAUAUAUUCAAUACAACAUUUCGAUCUUUCAUUUUUCGACCAAUAUUUUCAAUACAACAUUUCGAUCAAUCAUUUUUUUGACCAAUAUUUUUGAGCAUAAAAUUUCGAUCGAUCGAAAUUCCGAGCGAUCGAUUUUCGAAACAGAUCGCUCACACGGGGCAGGUUUUCGGAGUACUAGUAAACAGGUGAAAAUAUUUAAUUUUUUUCCGACAAAUUAAAGUUUUUGCAUUUUUUUCUUGAACUUAUUUGUUAUAGUCUAUAUGGCAUUGUAAAAAAAUUUUUUUGCUUUUUAGUACCAGUGAACACAGAGAAACAGAAAAAAACGAUGAUGAUAUUUCGUUACGAAAAAAAUCAAAAAAAGAAAUUAUGAUGAACAUUUGAAAGAGAAGCGGUUUUUUUAAACAGUAGUUUUUAAACAUACUUUUUUUAACCAAAAUGCAUUCCGAUCAAUCAUUUUUUUGACAAAAAUUUUUCAAUACAAAAAUUUUUGAUCUAUCAUUUUUUUCGACCAAUAUUUUAGGCAUAAAAAUUUUUGAUCAGUCAUUAUUUCGACCAACAUUUUCAAAACAACAUUUCGAUCAAUCAUUUUUUCGACCAAUAUAUUCAAUACAACAUUUCGAUCAAUCAUUUUUUCGACCAAUAUAUUCAAUACAAAAUUUCGAUCAAUCGAAAACUGAACGAUCGAUUCAAAAUGAUCUCUCAUUUAAAUGAAAUGUUGACAUUUCGAAAAAACGAGAGAUCAUAAUCAUGAGACAUGUUAAUCGUUCGGUAGCAAGAAAUGUUAAUCAAUCAUAUUUUUGGUAACAUGUCAUGAAAAUAUUGGUUGAACGUUUGGUCGAACGAUCGGUUUGGUGAACUCUACUUUGAACCCCUCUAGGGACCACCUUAUUUCUACCUCAAUAGGGACCACUUUUUCAGCUUCUAUAGGUGUUUUUAGGCUUGAAAAAUGACAAAAAUCAUGAAUUUAGAUGGUUCCCCACCUACACGCUGUUCGGUUACUGCGACGGCUCCCAUUUCUGGCCAUAUUCUUCGCUUUUCGUCCGGAAUUCGGAACGGGUCCAGUGCGUCAUUUCUACCGCCACCUGUGUCACGGCCGCCUAUGUACUAUUUCUUGAAUUUUGGUUUCUCGUUGCUCUUUCUUGCUCUGUGUUGCUCAUAUUAGCUUUUUGGCAAUUUUAAUUUUGAAAAUUCUCUUCCUAAUAGGAAUCCACGGAUUUUGGUCAUCAUUUGCUUUUUUUCAAAAAAGCGAAAAUCUCUUGAGUUUUGGCGCCUUUCCAACAAAUUUUCAAUUUUCUUGUAUAAGUUACUGAAGCAAUUUUGACGGUUUUUAUGAUUUUCAUACUUUUUUUAUUUUCAAAAAUGCCAAAAUCGGGACCAAAUGUUGAAUUUUCCCCAUUAAGAUCGCCUUCUUGCUGAGCGGCUCCUCGUUCUUCACCUGGUUCAAGUACUACUGGGUGCCUCUCUCGUUCUUCAGCUGCAUGCUGGUCAUGGUCACCUACCUGCAACACAACGAGGAGGAUACUGAGGUGAACAAAAGCGGGAAAAAUCAGCUGAAAACCAAUGAAAAUUCGAGAAGUUUGUGUAAAACUGCUCAAUUUUUCUACAACUUUUCUGAAAAAAUGCUCAUUUUCUUUAUCUGGGACAUUUUUUCAUGACAGAACCAGAAAAAAAACGACUUUUUCCAGGUCUACGAAGCCGACGAAUGGUCGUUUGUCCGUGGCCAGACUCAGACCGUCGAUCGGUAUUAUGGCCUGGGUCUCGACUCGACUAUGCACCAUAUCACUGAUGGUACUGUAGUUUUGUUGGAUUUCUCGAAAAUGCGACCAUUUUAGGACACGUCGCUCACCACUUCUUCAACAAAAUCCCGCAUUACAAUCUGAUCGAGGCGACGGAUGGCAUCAGAAAGGUAUGCAAAGGGUUUUGGGAGAAGUUAUAGCCAAUCCACGACCAAAAAUGGUCCCGACACGAUAUCUGCCUUGACCAAAAGGGUCCUGACACGAUAUGUGCCUUAGCCAGACCAAAAUGGGUUCCGACACGAUAUCUUCCUUAGCCAGACCAAAUAAGGUCCUGGCACGAUAUCUGCCUUGGACAGACCAAAAUGGGUCCUGAAACGAUAUCUGCCUUAGCCAGACCAAAAUGGGACACGAUAUCUUCCUUAGCCAGACCCAAAUGGGUCCUGAAAAGAUAUCUCUCUUAGCCAGACCAUAAUGGGUCCUGACACGAUAUCUGCCUCAGGCAGACCAAAAAGGGUCCCGACACGAUAUCUGCCUUGGACAGACCAAAAUGGGUCCCGACAAGAUAUGUCCCUUAGCCAGACCAAAAUGGGUCCUGAAACGAUAUCUGCCUUAGCCAGACCAUAAUGGGUCCUGACACGAUAUCUGUCUUAGCCAGACCAAAAAGAUAUAAGAAAAAAUAGUGUCUAUAUGAUGGAGAGCCCAGACAGUUCACCACUUCUUAGCAUUCCAAGCUAGCCGUGAGUCUGAUAUACUGAGGAUCCUCUGAGUGAUCCCUAUAGGGGCAUCUAGGGACCACUAAAGCUUGCAAAAGUGGCCCCCAUAGGAGAAAUUCUAGUCGAUAAUUGUUAUGAACUCCUAGCGAAGAAGCAAUUCCAUGGGAAAAACUGAAUAAAUAACCUUUUUUGAAUAAAAUUGAAAGACCCCUAUGGGGACCACUUAAGCUUUAGGGGCGAAGGGGUCAGACUCUUAACCCUCAUAGGGAUCACCUUGAUUUUACCUCUAUAGGGAUCACUUUUUCGGGCCCUUUUCAGGGGCUAAGGAGUCCGACUCUAAACCCCUAUAGAGACCACCUUAAUUUGACCCUAUAGGGACCACUUUUUCGGCCCCUGAAAGCUGUUUUAAGGCAUCUUUGUCCAUGAAAAACGGCCUUCGAACCUUUUUUCAGGCUUGAAAUAGUUCUUUUUCUAUACUAAUUCCAUAUAUUCACAUUAAAAUUUCCAUUUCAAGGUGCUGGAACCACUGAAGGGCACCCAAUACGCCUACAAAUACCAGGUCAACUACGACUUCUUCGCGAGAUUCCUCUGGUACAACGUCAAACUCGACUAUCUGGUGCACAAGAGCAAAGGCGUCCUCCAAUUCCGGUCCCAUUCAGAAGCUCAAGCCAAAAAAUCGCUUUAAUUUCGAAGCAAAACGGCCCUUUUUUCUCUGACCUUCACAUUUUUUUGUCACAUUUUUCCCCCAAAAAACGUGUUUUCUCGUAAUGAAUAAUAUGGGCUUCUGUAUUCAUCCAAAAACUUCGGGUGAUCUUUUUUUUCAGAACUUUUGUCGCAUGUUGCGAAUUUCCUAGGCCCCUUUUUUCAGUAUCCAUGUAGUGAUUUUUUUGUUUUUUUUUUACGGAGAAUGACAAUAAAUGAUUGUGGAUUUGGUCGAUUUUGAUGUUUGACGUAAAAAAAAUGUUUCGUUUGGAGUAUUUCUGAAGAAAGAAAUUUACAGGGUUCGGAAUAGUUGGAAGUUCUGUUUUUCAUGGAUUUUUAUUGGAAAACGUAUGUUUUUCCAUAAUUUUUUUGUUUUUUUGUUUUUUUGUUUUUUUAAAAGUAGUGAGUGCUUUUUUUAUAUUUCCUUGAUUAUAUUCAGAAAAUUUUUUUAUGUGAAAAAGAGUUUUUUUCAAAAAAAUAUUUCAAUAGCCAAAAAAAUCCAAACAAAUGAGGAUAGGAAGCUUCUUUCAAUAUAAAUUGAAGUUCAAAAAAACCUUGAAAUCUGAAUUUUUAAGAAAAAAACAAGGAAAAAAAUAGGAUUUUUUUACACGGCCAAUGAUCACACGAGUGUAAAUUUUCGCAAGAACAGUUAAAUUUUUUUCGAAUUUUUUUGCGAUUUCAGUUUUAUGAAUUCUAAGAUUUUUGUUCAAAUUCAAUAAAAUUUAAGCUGGAAAAAGUCAAAAGUCAUGCAUUUUUUUCGAAAAGUCUGAGAAAAAAAUAGGCCUACCAUUUUUUUCAAGUUCGAAUCCUCUCCAAUUAUUUUUGAACUUGAAAUUUAUAUAAUUGAAUCAGUUUCAAAAAUGCUUAUUUUUUUGUUCUACUUACCAAUAUUUUUCAAGAUUUCAUAGACUUUUUAAAAUUUUAUUUUGAGUUUUGAUUAUCAAUAUUCGCCUGUCAUCAAGAAAAAGGAAACGUUCAAAUUUUAUUGGAUUUUCCCGACUAUAAUACACUUCAUAAACCUCAGAAAUAGAAAGUUUAAAGUGCAACCGCUCAAGAAAAAUCUCACCUGUCCCAACGGGAAAAAAACUCAAAGAACGACCAAGUUGGACAGCAGUUUUUGAAAAAUGGCGCCACGUGCGACUAACUUCUCGUCUCUUUUCGAACUCUUUCGACUUUUUCUUUUGAAUAAAUGUAUAGGGUCGAUUUCACAUGAUUCAUUUUGACAUGGGAAAGGACUAAUGCGAAAAAGUGAUCAAAUUUUGAAUUUCAAUCGAUUUUCGGCCAGUGGUGGUGUGUUUCCCCAUGUUUAUUUCGAAAGGAACUUCAAACUGGCUACCAAAUCUUUAUCGGAAGUUCGCGAAUAUUUUUGUGAGCUCGAAAUCAAUCCCUUAAAUGUUCUUUUUUCCACCUUCUCUCACUUUUUUCAUUUUUUUCGUGAUAAAAAAAUCUUCAAAAUAAGCAGAAAAUGACUCAUAUCGAAGUAUUAGAAAAUUUAUUUCAUCAAUUUGGAUCACUUGAUUGUUAUUUAUCAAUUGUCCGGUCAGCUUCGCCGUAGCCAAGGAUUUUUUUAUCAUUCACAGAUUUUUUUCAAAUUUCGUAGUGUAGUGAGUCUAUUUUUUUCACAAACAUCUUGAUAUCAUAAAUGAUGCAGUUUUUUAAAAAAACUCAUGAAAAAUGAGAGAAAAGGAUGUUUUUUUAAAUUGUCGGUUUCAGAUCUGAAAAAAAUUCAUGAACAUUUUUUUCAAGAAGUACAUUUUUUUGAAGGCUUGCGGAGCCCUUGAUUACCUUAAAAAAAUCGGCUUCUUCUUGUAAAGAACUGCCAGAAUAUUUAAAUACUUUCGAAUUAAACCUUGAAACUUUGUAAUUCCGAUAUUGAUUUUUUUGAAAAUUCCAAAUAUCAACUUUCUCUAAUCCACUUUCCUGCAUUUAUUUUUUAACAAGGUAUCCAAAACUUCGACUUUUUGUUUUCAAACCUUCGCGCUCUGAAAAUCGUCAUCUUUCAAGAAUUUCAUCAAUUUUAUCAAUAACUGUCUAAUAAGCUUGACCAUCCUUCUCGAAUCAAAAAGAAAAAAGUGCGGGACAACGGUGUGUGGCGUGAGUAGAGCAGAGGACAAAAGACAUACACCAAUCACGCCACAAUUUCGUCUCGGCUGCUGUCCGUUUUUUUCCACCUCUAUCACUAUCGCCAUGGUUAUCUCGGUGAUAUUACCUCCUUCGUUUCCCUCAGUUCUUUCAAAUUUUCACGCCCGGUGUUUCCAGCCGGCUUUCUGAUUUUUUGGGCUUGAUAUUUUUUUUUUUUGAAAAAUUUGACCUUUUGAUGAAGACAUUUUUUGAUUCACGGCGUUUAUCCUGUUCUUGUGCUCUCUUUUUUUAAAAUUAUUUUAAGUUUAAUCAGAUAGUUUGUUCAGGUAAUCACCACAAACGUCAAAACCAUGACCAUCCCCACACAGAUCCAGACAAAGAAGACCGAGCUCAAGCGGACGGUUCGUUUUUUUUUUAGAGAAAGUUGAAAAGCAAUUCGAGGGGUUUCUUAAACUAGGCCUUUUUUUCUUUGAUUUUUCUUUCGAAUAUAUUUAAAAUUUUUCAAAAAUUUCCUCAUGGCGAAAGGGAAAUUUCGAAAUUUAUUUAUUAUUUUUUUCUUCAGAAGAUCCAUUUAUUUCAAGUGUCAAGAAUCUAUACCAACUCAAAAGGAAAAUCAAAAAUUUUUGAGCAGGGAGUAAUGAAUAUCCGAAAAACGAGCGGUGCAGCUCCCAAAAGUUUCAUUAAGCAGACCAAAAUUUGAAUCCAAGAAGCUAAGCAGACCAAAAUGCAGCUCUCAAAAAUUUUAAGCAGACCAAAACUUAUAUCCAAAAAAGUUAAGCAGACCAAAUUGCAGCUCUCAAAAAUUUUAAGCAGACCAAAACUUAUUUCUAAAAAAGUUAAGCAGACCAAAUUGCAGCCCUCAAAAAUUUUAAGCAGACCAAAAUUAAUUCCAAUAAGGCUAGGAAGACCAAAAUGCAGCUCCCAAAAUUUAAAGCAGAAUUCAAUUCCAUUAAGCUACGCAGACCAGGGCUUUCAAAAAAAGCCGACCGAAUUAGAGCUUUCGAUAUUUUUCUGAAGACUGAGGAUAUUUAAAAAAUGUUUUCAUAAUUAAUUGUGUUUAUGCAAGUUAUAUCUAACCUUUUUUCAGCCUGUCCCAACCCUGCCGACAAUGACGGCAAUCAAGGCGGCCGUUCCGGAGCACUGUUUCGUCAAAGAUCCGAUCAGAUCGAUCAGAUAUUUGAUCCAGGACUUGCUUCUUCUGGUUGGACUAUACGCGGUUCUUCCCUACGUUGAGGGCUACUUCGGCUGGAUAGGUCUUCUCGCAUGGUUAGUUCUCUUAAAAAUACAUAUAUCAAUUUGAAAUCUUUUAUUUUCAAGGUAUUGGGCGAUUGGCUUCGUGGGCUGCUCACUUUUCGUUGUGGGACACGACUGCGGCCAUGGCUCAUUUUCCGAUUAUGAAUGGCUCAAUGACCUCUGUGGCCAUUUGGCUCAUGCUCCGAUUUUGGCGCCAUUCUGGCCCUGGCAGAAGUCUCACCGACAACAUCAUCAAGUAAGAUUUUCUGGAGGAGAUAAAUUAUAACGAGAAUUGAUUUCAGUACACAGCUCAUUUGGAGAAAGACAGAGGGCAUCCUUGGGUCACUGAGCAAGAUUUCAACAGCCGGAAUCUUAUCGAGAAGUAUUUCUCAGUCUUGCCCAUUUCUGGAUGGCUGAGGUUGGUUUCUGGGGAAAACCGUGAAGGGGAAUCAUGUAAAUUCCAACUGAUAAGAGCGAAUAUCGAUUGAUUUUAAAAUAGAAAAAUCGGAUGUUGAAAAGAGGCGCGCCGUAGCGCAACAGGUUGUGUGCCUGCCUACGGUCCACAGGGUCACAAGUUCGAUCCCCGCCCCGACCCAACCAAGGGGUUUAAGAAAUGUUUGUUGUGGGAAACCACGGCUUCAUAGUCCCCAGCUGUCACACACAAGGACGGAUAUGUCACUGGAGACAGUCCACUGAUAUCAGGAUAGGACUUCGGCUAAUCGACUUGGGGCGCCGACGCCGCUCAAACGGUACAAAGGCAUAAGAAGAAGAAGAGGAUGUUGAAAAGUGCUUUCUGGAAGCUGCAUUUUGGUCUGCUUAGAUUACUAGAUUUUGAUUUUUGUGAUCUUAAAAAUGUUGAGAGCUGCAAUUUAGUACGUCUGCUUUUUUUAAACUUUGAACCAAAAAUUUUAUUCGGUAUUCAAAGAAGGUUGUCUGCUGAUUAAUUGAAGAGUUGUUGUUGGUUUGCAAAACUUUAGUUGAUCACAGCGCAAGGUCUUUCUUAUUGAAAUAAAAGCAAUCAAGGUUGAUUUUUUUCGAUGAUCACUGUUUCUCUAUGUUGGAACAGUACGGCGCGCAGUUUGUUCAGGGUUGACGGGUGUAUUUGGGAGGUAGAAAUGAAAUAAUACUGGCUAUUAUUUAAAACCAAAGUUCACGUUUUCAAAGUUUAUAGUUUCACCUCCAAAACUGUCUCGCUGAUAAUCCAGAAACUAAUUUAAUUUUUGUCGCAAAAAUUUAGAAAAGUAUACUGGAAUACUUGAAUACUAGAAUACUAGAAUACUUGAAAGGGCUUCCAUUUAUAUUUUGAUCUGUUUUCAAAAAAGGAGAAAUGUUGGACUUCUUGGCUUCUUGAGAGCUGCAAAUUGGUCUACUUAACUUUUUUGGAAAUAAGUUUUGGUCUGCUUAAAAUUUUUGAGAGCUGCAACUUGGUCUGCUUAACUUUUUUUUGAAAAUAAGUUUUGGUCUGCUUAAAAUUUUUGAGAGCUGCAUUUUUUUUUUUGCUACGGUUUUUGUGCUUCUCAGUUUUCCUAAAGUAGCGUCUUGCUCUGCCCAAACUUUCAAUCGGAAACUCUUCUAUGGUCCCUGACCUCUAAAAAUAUAAAUGCUUUGCCUAUUCUUGUCCUUCUGAAAAAAAAGAAAACUUGGCAAGAAAUAACCUGACGGCCGCACCUUUAGCUUAACCCUCUUUAGGACGGAUUAGGCGCUAAGAACAGCGCCAAAUCGGGUCCCUCAUGUUUGUUGGCCAGCUGUCCUUUUUGCACUUUGAACUAGAACGACAUAGACAAAUAGAUACCGUAAUCACCGUAAUCCAUUGCAGAUGGAACCCAAUUUAUACGGUAGUUGGCCUUCCCGAUGGAUCCCACUUCUGGCCAUGGAGCAAGUUGUUCGACAACAACACUGAUCGCGUCAAAUGUGUCGUUUCUGGCGUGGCUUGCUUCAUCUGCGGAUAUGUUAGUCACAGUAGUCUUCAUACAGUAAUUGAUAGAGUGUUACUGUAGAUUGCCUUCGUCUGGAGCGGUUAUUCAGUCUACAACUGGGUCAAAUACUACUACGUUCCUCUGCUCUUCCAAGGACUUAUUCUGGUCAUGAUCACUUAUCUUCAACAUCAGAACGAAGAAGUCGAGGUGAGAUGAGUUACUGUGAGACUUUUUCAGAAGCUUUCGAAAAAUUCAUGCUUUAGUUGUAAAGGACAAAGUUAAAGGGAAAAUCAAAUUGUAUUUUCAAAACUAGGAGGAUUUAUCAAAAGUAGCACCUUUUUUUGAAAUCCAAGAUUUUUAGGAAGCAGCCGUCCAGAAAGAGUUUGAGGGCUGCAUUUUGGCCUGUUUAACUUUUGUUAUAGGCUGAUUUUGGUCUGCUUAGUUUGUUGGUUUUUGAUUUUGGUCUGCUUAACUUUUUUGAGAGCUGCAUUUUGGUCUGCUUAGUCUCUUCGAUUUUGAUUUUGGUCUGCUUAACUUUUUUGAGAGCUGCGUUUUGGUCUGCUUAGUCUCUUCGAUUUUGAUUUUGGUCUGCUUAACUUUUUUGAGAGCUGCAUUUUGGUCUGCUUAGUCUCUUCGAUUUUGAUUUUGGUCUGCUUAACUUUUUUGAGAGCUGCAUUUUGGUCUGCUUAGUCUCUUCGAUUUUGAUUUUGGUCUGCUUAACUUUUUUGAGAGCUGCGUUUUGGUCUGCUUAGCUUCUUGAUAUUUUAUUCGUAACCAGUGCACAGAGUAAUUAUUUCUACAGUAAUCUUAAACUUCACAGAUCUACGAACCGGAAGAAUGGCAGUUUGUCCGCGGCCAGACUCAGACGAUCGACAGAAAAUGGGGCUUCGGAUUGGACACCCUCAUGCACAAUAUCACUGAUGGUAAGUCUUGAAUAGUUCGGGAUAUGAAAUGACGUCAUCCGUUUCAGGCCACGUCGCUCAUCACUUCUUUUUCACCAAGAUCCCUCACUACAACUUGCUCGACGCUACUGAAGGAAUCAAGAAGGUGAGAAAUUUUUGAAGAGGUGAUUGUAGGAGAAAAGAACUUUCCGAGCUUCUGAAAAAAAUUCAUCGAGGUUCUCAAUAAUAAAAGAGUUAUAAUUGGCCGCGCAUCAACUAACUAGUGACGUCAUUAUAGCCAAUUCAUGGUUUUUGAGCCCUUUUUUCUAACGUCAUCGGGUUCAUUUUUCGGAGAGUUUAAUCGAUUGAAAGUUUUGGCUGCGCACCAACUGGUAUACAUUUUAAUGAAGCCAUCAAACUAUAAAAUCAGUUCUCGACUUCAUUAGGCCUACAUAAAGGCUUUCCAAGGCAGUUUCGUUUCAUUCCAAAAAGAAGUCUCCUAAUUUGACUGCGCAUCAUCUGAGACUUUUGCAGGUCCUGAAACCCCUGGACGGAACGCCGUACGGCUACAAGAGCGAGACGAACAUGGACUUUUUCUUCAAAUACAUGCGCUACAACAUGAAACUCGACUAUUUGAUCCACAAGAGCAAGGGCGUACUCCAGUACCGUGUCGGCGUCGAAGCCAACCGAAAAUCCCAAUAA
This is a messenger RNA of Caenorhabditis auriculariae, 12743 nucleotides long. The record is from the annotation of a GenBank genome assembly. Lineage: Eukaryota; Metazoa; Nematoda; Chromadorea; Rhabditida; Rhabditidae.